GUGGAGGAAGUUUGGAUUCCUAACACCAAGUUCUGCAACUUAUACCUCUGAAAGAUGUGGUGUGAGUAGUUCUUUAAUUUUUCCUCUCAACCCAAAUUCUCACAAUUCACCAUCCUGGAGGGUACCAAAUUCACUACACACAAAUCCCUGAAAAAUAUCCAAAACUCUGCCAUGGCGGCAUGCGCAUUUCACAGCAAAGACAAGAAACGUUGCCCAACAAAUUGCAUAUUCAGAGACGUUUUUCCAAAAUCUGAUGAGAAUGCUCUGAAGGUGCGUGAUUUUUUCAAGCUUGAAAAACUAGUUGACUUUGCGAAGUCCUUGAGUGGCAUUGAGCGAGAGGAAGACCUGGUACGCUCACCGGAGAUCAAUGCUUUUCUAUGGGAAGUUUACAAUUUCGUGCAAGAUAUCAAUACCCAUUCUGGAGGUCCAUACUCAAGGAUUGAGGCUGUGCUGAAAAAUCUGAAAGCAGCCCGAAGCUAUCUCUCUCAAAAGCCGAUCCUUGCAGAUGUUCUGUUGGAAGCCUCCAUUAAGAUCCUGGAGAAACAAGAGGAAGUCUAUGAUUGUUUGGCGCUAGUUGAGGGUUUGAAUCUAGAGUUGGACAAAGAAGCAGAGGAGCAAGCCAAAGAAGCGGCUGAGCAAGAAGUUGCAUUCAAAGAAGCCGCGGCAUAAGAAGUAGCAGCCGAAGAAGCAGCGGGCGAAGAACCAUUACAGGACCGGAAAUAAGACAGCCGAUAUGGCAGGGGGUGUGCUUAGGUGGACGGUUGUUGAUGAUGUAUGUAGAUGAAGUCAUGAAGAUGCAUGAGAUAUGAUGUAUGUACAAAGAGCAGCUAUAAAGCUCAUUCUUGUAACAGAAUUGGUUAUCGAAAGUGAAUGCAGUUUUCUCAUUAUCUUCAGUUUCUCUCCUCUUCACAUCCCUUCUAAGACUCUGUUUCUCAUCUCACCUCCCUUCUCGAUUCUUUUCUCAUCUCUAUCUCUUGAUUCUUUAAGGAUUGUUGACUGGGUUAUAUCAAGAACCCGAUAACUGAUGUUCGACGAUAGAGUUUUACCCAUUCAAUCUUGAAAAUGUUUCGGAGAUGUUGCGAUGUUUCCAGGUUUUGCAUCCAGUUUGAGGUCUUUUUGCCACUUUGACUCUCUAAUAAAAUCACGCAUCGAAU
This is a messenger RNA of Rubroshorea leprosula, 1154 nucleotides long. NCBI's taxonomy places the organism in Eukaryota, Viridiplantae, Streptophyta, Magnoliopsida, Malvales, Dipterocarpaceae. The record is from the annotation of a GenBank genome assembly.